AUGCCCAACAACAACAACCUCCGCCCGCACCGCUCCGCCAUGACUCCUCCUCCCACUCCCGCAGCGGCGUCGUCCAGCUCAGCCCCGCUGCUCCCAGUCACCGCCGAGCCGCUCCCGACGGCCCAGCAGACCGUCGUCGUCCAACAGCCGUCUUUCCCGUUCCCUGUCUACCACUGGCAGCCGCGCCGCCACUUCUCGGGCGGACCUGGCGUCGGCUACUUCAGCGAUCCCGCGCGCGGACGCGCGGUUACGGUGUCGAUUUUCGAAACCUCUGCCCGCCUGUACCCCGCCGUCCGCCACCACCACAUCCGCAUGACGACCAUCACAGCCGCCGGCAACCGCAACCUGUACCGCGCCGCCCUAUUCCUGGUCGACCAGCCAGACCAUCUGACCUACGACAUGCGCGGUGUGCCCGGCGCCUCCGACAGCGGCGGCAGCUACAGCGGCGGUUCCUUCGGCCAGACCAACGACAUCGUCUUGAUCGGCGUUGGCCGAGGCCACGGCAACGGCAAUAGCUCUUCCAUCGGCAGCCGCAUCAUCAGGGCUCAGAAUGGACGUGGACACGGAAACGGCGGCGUCGUUGCGGUUGAGAAUGGCUCUUCUGGCUUGGGCAACAACGGUGGUCGCAGUGACAACAACGACGCUGGCAACGGCAACAUCUCUGGCAACAGCAGCCGCAGCGGCUACGACGGCGACGACGAGGACGACGGCGAGGACAUUGACGUGUACAUUGGCCCGUACAGUUCUGGUAUUCCCGAGUAUCGACAGAGGCUGGUGCUCAUUGGACCGAUCGGCAACACGGUGGAUGAGGCGCUUGAGGGCCUCGAGGGGGUUGUCGUGAGGGAGUGGGACAGGCAGAUUGCUUGA
Lasiodiplodia theobromae is the source of this 867-nucleotide messenger RNA. RefSeq lists its product as uncharacterized. NCBI's taxonomy places the organism in Eukaryota, Fungi, Ascomycota, Dothideomycetes, Botryosphaeriales, Botryosphaeriaceae. The record is from RefSeq and is a predicted model, not a curated record. Bases 1 to 867 code for a protein of 288 amino acids. The transcript has 2 exons.